Molecule: messenger RNA, 3267 nt
Organism: Oncorhynchus gorbuscha (pink salmon)
Lineage: Eukaryota; Metazoa; Chordata; Actinopteri; Salmoniformes; Salmonidae
Product: adenosine receptor A3
Exons: 2
Coding region: 1010-1729 (239 amino acids)
Biological process (GO): G protein-coupled receptor signaling pathway
Cellular component (GO): membrane
Molecular function (GO): G protein-coupled receptor activity
Source: RefSeq, a predicted model, not a curated record
AAACCUUCAUGUCUGUAGUUACUUUGAAAAGAAGAUGUGAAUGAAGAAUCAAAUCCAGAUUCAUAUGUUUGUGUGUUUUUAUAAGUUUUAUGUUUUGAAGUGAGUCAAAUACGCAAUCUGUGUGUGUGUGUGUGUGUGCGCAUGUGUGUAUUUACUUUCUGGCCGUGGUGGUGACUCGGAUGCGUUUCUGUCCACUGGAGUGUUGGUACUGGGUGACGUACUGGACCGCGCCUCGGCCCCCCUGGGGUAUAGGUGCAUUAUGCUGUGUAGAGGAGACAAGAACGGUUGGUAGGAUCAUUAGAAAACAAUUAAGAACAAGUUAUCUGAUUAUAAAUGUACACAUGCACAUGUUAUAAAACAACGCCAAGAUAUGAUAAAUGUAAAUUACCCAUCUAACUAGGCUAAUAUAAGUGGGUGGUGCCUGUGAGUUUUUUCAAAUGGUUUUCCCUGUACAAACACACAUAACUGCUACUGCCUUCUAGACAACUUUCAGAACAACUGAAAUAAUUGGGUGAUAUGAGGGGGCUUAAUAAUUCAUAAUAAUUCAUUAAUAAUUCAUGAUUGGGAGCUUAGAUCGAAUUAGAGGCAAGCUCCUUACCAAUAACCCCCAAAACACUCCAGAGCCAAAUGGCUCAUUAACUGUGCUGCAGCCAUUAGAGUGGAGGAGAGGAUAUUGGAUCUCAAGCUUCUGUUUACACAGAGAGCAUCUCUCUCCCUCUCUCACUCCUCAAAAAUCUAGUGCUUGAAAGUAAGUUGUUCUGGUCUGUUUUUCUUUCCCUUCCACACUCUAAUAGAUAGUGUAUAGGAACAAGCUAAGGAAGGAAGGAACAAGCUCCAGGUUCCCUGGAGCCCCAGAGGAUCGACACACACAGGAUAACGUGACUUUACACGUCAGACUCUGUCCACCAGUCAGUCAGCCAGGCAAGUCAGUCAAGUCAGCCAGUCAGUGCUCAUGGACUGAACCAGGCGAGAGGAGUUAGCAGCCAGCCAACCCAGGGAGGCCGUGAGGAUGCCGGUGGCCCAGGUCUUUGCAGCUCUGAUGGUGGUCUCCAGUCUGUUCUCCGUGUGUGGUAAUGUGGUUUUAUUACUGGUGGUUCUUCUUAACAAGGAGCUCCGCACCGAAACCUGGGCCCUGACCCUGAGCUUCUGCCUGAGUGACCUCGCCCUGGGUCUCUCCAUCAUUCCCUUCGGAGUCCACAACAGCCUGUUCAGAACGCAGGGCUACCCCAGCGACGGGCCCCUCUGCCAGGGCAGCGCCUUCCUCUACCUGCUUCUUCAGCUGGCCUCCAUCCACUCCCUGACCUGGGCCACCAUUGACAAGUUUACGGAGAUCUGUUUCGCCCUGAGCUAUAGCACCAUCUGCACGUCCAGGAGGACCAGGGUGGUGCUGGUCCUGGUGUGGCUCUACGGCCUGAUCAACGCAGCCUUGCCACUGCUGGGCUUCGGCCGCUACAGCUACAGCAGCACCAGGUUCCUGUGUGCCCCCAGCUUCCAGCCAGACUACAGGGGCUUCAGUCUGCUCUUCAUCGUGGUCGGGAUCAUAGCACCCAUACUCAUCAUGUGCUCCAUGUAUGCGUACAUUGUGUAUAUUGUGAGGAAACAGGUGCGGCGAGGGACAUUUGUUUGCAAUGACCAGCACUGUUUUUAUGUCCCUGCUAAUAACUACUUCAGGAGCUCCUUAGUGAUGGUGGCAACUGUGGGUGAGUCUCAUUGGUGCUUAACUUUGUGAAUAGUAGAGUGAAGCUAUUGAUUUGUUGAUGUCAUUUAUUUCAAACAAAGCCAGGCAUAAGCCUUUGAUUAUAACCCUUUGAUGUACUCUGAGCACUGAGCACAGACACAUAAUAAAAGCCUUUUAUGUAAGGAACAAAAUGUCAAGGUCCAUCAGUGGCUGUUAUUCACAUUUUUCUGUUGGCUACAUUUAUAGAUGGUGAAAUUCAGUCUUCUUGAAUUUGUUAAUAUUAAUGUGCUACAAUAACAUUACACACAUAACAAUUGUUAUAUAUUUGCAAGAUCCCAUAAAUAUACCAAAUAGAAUUCUUGUAACGUUCCCGUAAUUAGUCAAAUAACUGCCGGUAAAUAUACUUUUCUAACGUAAUUACUCUGAUAAUCUCCUGUCUUAAUUCUCUCCCUUGUAAGUGUGCCUGCUAGUGUGCUGGCUGCCUUACAUCACCACCUGUUUCUAUGAGACGUUCAGUGGCCAUGACCCGCCAGCAGCAGCCUCAGCCGUGGCUACCUGGCUCAUCCUCCUCACCUCCGCUCUCAACCCAUGGAUCAACUCCAUGACGCAGACGCGCUACAGAGCGGCUCUGCGGAAAAGCCUGAAUAAAAUACGACGGCUGUUCCAGCGCCCUCUGAAGAACUCCUGCCCACAGAGCACCGCCAUCCAACUUGAGAUAGUGAGCCAAGAUCACCACCAUCACAACAUCUCCAACCCAUCACUCUUGUCAGAACCCAACUCCAAAACAGGGUCACCAGAGGCCAAAUCCAUGUCAGAGGUGACUAUGGAGGAUGGUGAAGACACUAUGGACACUACACUAGGCCAAGACUCUGUCACUGUGGAGCCAUCUGGAAAACUAGCCUGACUACAGACUAAAAUACAGACCAACUACAGACUUAAUUUUAUGAAUCCCAGGACUCCCUGAAAAAAAAGUGGCAAUUGUUACUGAGUGAACAAAAAAAUGAAUGAAUGAAAUACAAUACAGGUUGAGACUAAACACCAGAGAAGGACCAUAUGAAGGAUCAUUGUGGCGACAGGAUGCAACAGACGGACAGUCUCUAGUAUGACCAAUGGGAUUGUGACACUUGUGUCUUAAGUGGAUCUAUACACAAAGACCGCCAUACCAGCGAUCUUAUUUGUUCUGUUUCUAACUAAAAAUGUUAGCUUACAAUGCACAUUGUACAGUCAAUCAGGGACAUUGGACCAUUGUCUUUUUGAACUACAAUGUUGAACUACAAUGUUUGAACUAGAUUGCAAACUGUACUAAACUGUACAUAUACAGACAUUACUGUCUGUCCAAAUGUGUUCUUCCUCAAUAAUUAUACCUAUGGCAACACUGUCUAUCUAAAAUCAUUGAAAUGUAAUCUUUCAUUUUAUCAUAACGGGAUGUAUUGGAUUAAAAUGAAUGUGAACAUCUCAAUUACAUUUAUAGAUCCAUCCUAUACUACUGUAUGUUUCAUAAAGAGGCCAUAGUGGUUUAAUAUAUGAGCACACCAUCUGGUGGCAUAGUGAUGCUGUUGCACCACUAUCUAGUACCUCUGACCAGCCCA